Penaeus vannamei (Pacific white shrimp) is the source of this 1086-nucleotide messenger RNA. Lineage: Eukaryota; Metazoa; Arthropoda; Malacostraca; Decapoda; Penaeidae. The record is from RefSeq and is a predicted model, not a curated record.
AUGACUGAAAUUUUAGUGAUGAAGGGGAAUCUGACCCAGAGCGUAUCCCCCGCGUCUUCGCACCCGAGGAAGAAAGACUUCAACUGUAACGGCUGCCUCAUCGUCAUCUUCGUCAAGAACAAGACCCUGCGCAACGUCCCCAACACCUACAUCAUCUCCCUGGCCCUCGGAGACCUGCUGGUGCUCUUCUUCAGCGUCCCCUUCGUCUCCACCAUCUACACGAUCGAGUCCUGGCCCUACGGAACCUUCGAGUGCAAGUUCAGCGAGCUGGUGCGGGACGUGUCUGUCGGGGUGACGGUCUUCACGCUGACGGCGCUGUCGGCGGAUCGGUAUUUGGCCAUCGUGUCGACCGUGCGCAGGGUGGGUGGGCGGCCCUCGGUGUUGACGGUGCGGUUCGCGGUGGCCAUCUGGUUCCUGGCGGUGGUGCUGGCCACGCCCGCCGGCGUGUUCUCCCACGUGCAGGUGUUCCAGGUGUCCGAAGGGAAGACGAUCAGCGUGUGCUACCCCUUCCCAGACUACCUGCCGGUGGUACCCGCAGACUAACAUCAUCAUCAAGGCUCUCUUCUUACUACACUGCUGCCGCUGGUGGUCAUCGCCACCUUUCUAUGCUGAUUGGCGCGGCACCUGCUGGCCUCCGACGACGUGCCCGGCGAGUCGCGCGUCUUCCACGGCCAGCGGAGGACGCGGAGGAAGGUCGCCCAGAUCGUGCUGUGCUUCGUGCUCAUUUUCGCCGUGUGCUUCCUGCCGUCCCACGCGUUCCUGCUGUGGUUCUACCUGGACCCGCUCGCCUCCGUCAAGUUCAACGGCUUCUGGCACGCCCUCAGGAUCAUCGGCUUCUGCCUCAGCUUCAUGAACUCGUGCAUCAACCCCAUCGCCCUGUACUGCAUCUCCGGCACCUUCAGGAAGUACUACAACCGCUACCUCUUCUGCUGCUGCCGCUGGGUCGACCAGGGGCACCGCACGCGCGCCUUCCUCCGGCCGGGCCGCUCGGGGAUCUCGGGCUGCAGGUCCUCCACGCUGCGGGCCACCGAGACCAUCACGCUGACGACGCUCCUCAACGAGCGCGCCUCGCCCGCCGCCUCCUGA